AUUUUUUAUUUCGACGUUGAACAAACCGCGUAGUCUAAAAUCUAAUUAUUUAUCCAACUCAAAACUUUGACGCCACCAGCUUCCGACUGCCACCGACUAUUCCAAUUGGCGGCCUCCAUUCUGGGCUACGAAGCAAGAUGUCGUCCAUCUAUAAUCUCGAGCCGCAGCCUACGGCCUCACUUAUCCUCAAUACUACACAAGGCGACUUGUCCGUCGAACUCUUCGCAAAACAGACCCCACUCACAUCGCGAAAUUUCCUCCAGCUAUGUCUGGACGGAUACUACGAUAACACGAUAUUCCAUCGUCUAGUCCCCGGAUUCAUCAUACAAGGAGGAGACCCGACUGGGACGGGAAACGGAGGCGAAUCCAUAUAUGAUGGCGGCGCGUACAGCGGAGAUCUGGACCCAUGGCCCAUGGACCAGCGUCGCGGCCAAAAUGCUGGACCGACAGGUGUGAAUUUUAAAGAUGAGUUUCAUUCGCGGUUGAAGUUCAACCGUAGGGGACUGUUGGGUAUGGCAAACGAAGGCAAACCAGACACCAACGCCAGCCAAUUCUUUUUCACCUUGGACAAGGCAGAGGAGUUAAAUAACAAAAAUACGGUAUUUGGGAGGAUAGUGGGUGAUACAAUUUACAAUCUAGCACGCAUAGGCGAGGCGGAAGUAGCAGAGGGAAGCGAUCGACCUCUCUAUCCAGUCAAAAUCACGGGCGUUGAAAUUUUAGUUAACCCUUUCGAUGACAUGAAGAAGCGGGAACGAAUAGCGAAGCGGACCCACGAAACAUCUACAGCAGGGAAGAAAAAGAAGACGAAGUCUAAAGCGGGGAAAAAAUUGCUGAGUUUUGGUGAUGAGGAGGGCGAUGACGACGCUCCAGUUCUAAAAAAGGCGAAGUUCGAUUCGCGAAUCGUUAUGGACGUGGACGAGGAGCCGACGCCGACAGACAAGCCACCCAAGGCUAGUACCAAAAAGGGGAAUAAAGUGGUCAAGUCAAUCCCAGUUCGCGAACUUCAGACCGACACAAAGUCGGAAGCAAACCCACCUCCUCCGCCAACCAAGAGUAAACCUGUUCCUGUCCAAGAUGAAUCAUCUCCAGAGCCAGAACCGAAGAAGUCUGCGUUGGAACGAGCCAACGAGGAGAUAGCAGCGUUGAAAGCGUCCAUGAAACGGACAAUCCACUCUGAGCCAGUUCAGGAGGUCAAGAAGACAGCAUUUGAGCAAUUAAUCCCGGAGACCUCUACACGCGGCCGGAAAAGAAGACGAGGCGGCGAGGGAAUUGCUGAGAAUAAUGAUCUAUUGCUACUUCAGGCUUUCCGCUCCGAACUUGGCCAAGUAGGGCCUGAGAAGGAGCAGCCAAAUGUUCCCAUAGGGGAAGGUAACGCAGAGCAAGGUUCAGGUGACCAAGAUGAGGAAGCGGAACUCUGCGAUUUACAUUUCAUUGCCAACUGUCAAAGUUGCAACUCCUGGGACAAGGCCGAGAAGGAGGAUAGUGAUGAUGAAGGAUGGAUGUCACAUUCUUUGAGCUUUGCAGCUGAUAAACUUGGGAAAGACCUAUCAUACCGAAAGAAAGCCGAAGAAGAAUUGGUGGUCAUCGACCCACGAGAGAAGGCCCGUACACUCAAGGAGGAAAAAAGAGCUCAAAGAGAAGCACAGUCCGGAAACUCAGGCAGAGAAUGGGAUCAAGCAAGGAAUGCUAAAUUGGCAAGAGCAUCAGCUCUAGCUGGCAGAGGAGCUAAGUAAUUCUUUCGCUCGAGGCUUUUUAUGUAGUAUGGAAUCUGGAUUGACUAUGAUACCCCAGGUAGACUGUUCUACUAACCACGGUUUUGAUAUUGAAAUAACACAUGGGCUGAUGGGUAUCUGUAUCAAGCAGGUAUAAGAAAAGAACAUUAGCACUUUCAUCGGAGCAAAAUGAAGCAGAGUGGGUCGGUGGGUCAUGCAGGACGUGCAUAGUAUGGAAAUGUGAAAUUUUUAUGUUCACCAUAAAUUGGGUUGAUAUUUCAGCAUAAUCGUACGUACUGCUGAGAAUCGGUUUUUGAAUUUGGCCUCUUGGACUAUGGAGACAGCUACGAUUUGUCCGGCGACCGGUCAUUGGUCAAAACAGAAUUCCAUCAGCUACCCCUCGCUCCCUCCACGGCUUAGCGUCGCAUCGUCUGGAGUUGUUGGUCCGGACCUUAGAUAUUCGAGACAAGGUUCUUAUUAAUAACCCCCACAAGCUUUUGAGCGGUGUCGUGUCUCGCGCACUGCCUUGUAUCUAGAUCUGGAUGUCUUGUACCACAUGUUAGGAGGUAAUAGUCCAAAUAACAUCAGUACAAUCUCGAAAUCGUAAGGUAAUGAAUGCAACGAUUGAGGAUAAAAUUUGCAAAAUCAACCUGUCAAUGAAAUCAAUGUACCCAGGUAUUUUUUGAUAUUUC
Annulohypoxylon truncatum is the source of this 2404-nucleotide messenger RNA. Its product is annotated as cyclophilin-like protein. Gene Ontology annotation, molecular function: peptidyl-prolyl cis-trans isomerase activity. Bases 138 to 1733 code for a protein of 531 amino acids. The record is from RefSeq and is a predicted model, not a curated record. Gene Ontology annotation, biological process: protein peptidyl-prolyl isomerization; protein folding. Gene Ontology annotation, cellular component: catalytic step 2 spliceosome. The transcript has a single exon. NCBI's taxonomy places the organism in Eukaryota, Fungi, Ascomycota, Sordariomycetes, Xylariales, Hypoxylaceae.